CUGACUUGUCGAACUUUGGCUCCCAAUUCUUUUUCAUAUUCAUUCACAAUGGGUCGAGGAAAUCGCAUGAAGAAGCAGGGUCCUCCCGCCCCGCUGGACGAGUCCAAGAUCACCAUCUACAAGAAGCGCAAGACCGCUGAACCCGAGUCGAAGCCUGCGGAGUCGGGCAAGAAGCGGAGAAGAGCUGCGGUCGAGGAGGAGGAGACCGUCAAGCCUGCUGCGAAGAAGAAGGCCAAUGGCGCCGUGAACGGCAAGGCGGCCAAGGUGGAGGCUAAGGGUAAUAGCAAGGAGAAGAAGCCCGCGGCUAAGAAGUCGAGUUUUAUGGAUUCGGACGACGAGGCGGAGGAUGAUGAGGAUGCGUGGUCCGACCUCGAUGAUGAGGAGAUGCAGGAUGAUGAGUUCGGCGAUCUCGAUGCCGUGAGCGAUGAUUCUAUGGCCUCCGACGAUGACGAAGACUCGGUUGUUGACUCGGAAGAUGACGAUCACCCCCGCGAAGCAAUGUUCUCUGACGAUGAAGACCUUUCCGAUGCGGAGGAGAAGCUGACGGCAGCCAACAUCGAGGGUUUAUCCCGGAAGUUGGACUUGGCUAGACAGGAAGAGGAGGAGGAGGCCGAACUCGAAUUGCAGGAGUCUGCUAUGCAGACCAACAUUGCUGGCGAUCGUCCCGAUGUGUUCGCCGACGGCGUUGGUCAACCAGGUCUGGCCCCAGACCUUCAACUGCUCCGCACGAGAAUCACCGACACCAUCCGUAUCCUGGGCGACCUCAAGACCCUGGGCCAGCCGGGCAAGUCUCGGACCGACUACGUCAACCUGCUCCUCGGCGAUAUCUGCACCUACUACGGCUACACUCCUUACCUCGCCGAGAAGCUGUUCAACCUGUUCACCCCCAUGGAGGCGUUUGCCUUCUUCGAAGCCAACGAGACCCCGCGUCCUGUUGUCAUCCGUACAAACACUCUGCGCACCAACCGUCGGUCCCUGGCUCAGGCUUUGAUCAACCGUGGUGUCGUCCUCGAGCCCGUCGGAAAGUGGUCCAAGGUCGGUCUGCAGGUUUUCGAGUCUGCGGUACCCCUGGGUGCCACUCCCGAGUACCUGGCUGGUCACUACAUCCUGCAAGCCGCGUCUUCCUUCCUUCCCGUCAUGGCUCUGGCUCCGCAGCCCAACGAGCGUAUUCUCGAUAUGGCCGCCGCCCCCGGUGGUAAGACCACUUACAUCUCGGCUGUGAUGCGCAAUACUGGCUGCGUUAUCGCCAACGAUGCCAGCAAGCCGCGUGCUAAGGGUUUGAUCGGUAACACUCACCGUCUCGGCUGCAAGAACACUAUCGUGACCAACAUGGAUGCCCGCACUGCUUUCCCCAAGGCCAUGGGUGGCUUUGAUCGUGUCCUUCUCGAUGCUCCCUGUACCGGUACCGGCGUUAUCUCCAAGGAUCCCAGUGUCAAGACCUCGAAGAACGAGCGCGAUUUCCUUGCCAUCCCUCACAUGCAACGCCAGCUUCUCCUGGCGGCUAUCGACUCCGUAGACCACAACUCGAAGACUGGAGGCUACGUUGUCUACUCGACCUGUAGUGUUACCGUGGAGGAGAACGAGGCGGUUGUCAACUACAUCCUGCGCAAGCGCCCCAAUGUCAAGCUCGUCGACACUGGCCUGGGUGACUUCGGAAGCCCCGGUAUGACCAGCUACAUGGGCAAGCACUUCGAUGCCAAGAUGACCUUGACGCGCCGUUACUUCCCCCACCGUGAGAACGUCGACGGUUUCUUCGUCUGCAAGCUCAAGAAGACCGGCCCCUCCCCGACCAGCAAGACCGCCGAUGCCCCCUCUGAGACCGCCAAGUCCGGCCGCAAGGCCUCCAAGUCGCCGUCCGCUCCUUCCACUGACGACGAGAGCAUCGACAAGACCCCCAUUGUCGACGAAGACGGUAUGGUUCUGGAGACCGAGGGCGGCGCUUUUGGUCCUUUCGAGGAAGACGAGCAGGAUGCCGAGCGCAUCGCCCGCGCAGAGCGUAACCGCCUGCGUCGCAAGGGUCUCAACCCCAAGGCCGUCAAGCCCGCCAAGUCCUCCAAACCUAAGGGUGAAUCCGAACCCGAGAAGCCCGCCGUGGAAGCCUCCCCCAAGACGGACAAGAAGAAGACCGGUGCAGACACCCAGACCAAGAAGGACGAGGCUCCCUCCUCCUCCCCGGCCGCCAAGAAGACCGCGAAGAAGUCCAAGACACAAGAAUCAGCCACCCCUUCCUCCCCCGCAACCACCACCACCUCCUCCGAGAAGAAGAAGACCUCCCCCAAGAAGCAGGCCGAUAAUAAGACCGGAAAGGCCAAGAAGCCCGCCAAGAAAUAAGGUGUGGCAGUAGCUGGUUGUUGUCUCAUGAUUCUUGUACUUAUUGUGUCUCUGUCAUGUCUCGGGUGAGGAUUGUGUAGCUUUGGGGCUUUUUCUUCAUGUUGAACCAAAAGCAUUAGUCUUGUGUUUGGUAUGGGUGGCGCAUACUGUUUUUCUUUUCUUUUUUUGGUGAUAGA
Aspergillus homomorphus CBS 101889 is the source of this 2507-nucleotide messenger RNA. RefSeq names its product rRNA (cytosine-C5-)-methyltransferase NOP2. The record is from RefSeq and is a predicted model, not a curated record. Gene Ontology annotation, molecular function: rRNA (cytosine-C5-)-methyltransferase activity; RNA binding. NCBI's taxonomy places the organism in Eukaryota, Fungi, Ascomycota, Eurotiomycetes, Eurotiales, Aspergillaceae. Gene Ontology annotation, biological process: maturation of LSU-rRNA; rRNA base methylation. The transcript has a single exon. Gene Ontology annotation, cellular component: nucleolus. The coding region runs from base 49 to 2331 and encodes 760 amino acids.